This is a messenger RNA of Cucurbita pepo subsp. pepo (vegetable marrow), 1036 nucleotides long. Lineage: Eukaryota; Viridiplantae; Streptophyta; Magnoliopsida; Cucurbitales; Cucurbitaceae. The record is from RefSeq and is a predicted model, not a curated record.
GCCUCUCUAAAAUCAAAAGAGGCCUACACGAGAGACGACUGAUCCUGUUAAUCAUAUAAUUGGGAGGGAACGUGUCAUACUAGAGAGAGAAGACAUGGGGAAUGGUUCAUAUGAGGAAGCCAUUGAGGCCUUGGAGAAGCUCCUCAGAGAGAAGGGAGAUUUGAAAGCAGAAGCAACAUCAAAGGUGGAGCAGAUAACAGCUGAAUUGAAGAGUGGCGGAGAAGCAGCCAAGCCAAGCUAUGAUGCUGUUGAGAGACUCAAAUCUGGUUUCAUUCAUUUCAAGAAGGAGAAAUAUGACAAGAACCCAGAAUUGUAUGGUGAACUUGCCAAGGGCCAAAGCCCCAAGUUCAUGGUGUUUGCUUGCUCUGAUUCAAGAGUUUGCCCAUCUCAUGUUCUUGAUUUCCAACCAGGGGAGGCUUUUGUGGUCAGAAAUGUAGCCAAUUUGGUUCCUCCAUAUGAUCAGAGCAAAUUCUCAGGAACUGGAUCCGCCAUUGAAUAUGCUGUUCUUCAUCUCAAGGUUCAAUACAUUGUUGUGAUCGGUCACAGUGCUUGUGGUGGUAUUAAAGGGCUCAUGACCUUUCCAUUUGAUGGAAAAUACUCAACUGAUUUCAUUGAAGAAUGGGUGAAAAUUGGGUUGCCUGCUAAGGCCAAGGUGAAAUCAAAGCAUGGUGAGGGAGAGCUUGGGGAACUAUGUACACACUGUGAAAAGGAAGCAGUUGAUGUAUCCCUUGGGAAUCUCUUGACCUAUCCAUUUGUUAGGGAUGGUUUGGUGAAUGGAACUCUUGGACUCAAGGGUGGUCACUACGACUUCGUUAAAGGAACUUUCGAGCUCUGGGGACUCGAUUUCAGCUUUAGUCCGUCUAUUUCUGUAUGAGCAUCGUCUAUUAUCGACAGAACGAUCUGGUUUUUCUAUAUAUGAUGUACUUUUCUUUGUGUAAUUGCCUUUUCUGGUAUAUAAGUUGACAAUAAAUAUGAGAUGGAGUUCAUCUUUCUACCAUUUCUUUCAAGCAAUCAGAAUGAUGCAGAAUUUCAAGUC